AUGGUUCUGUUCGCGAUGAUUACGCGUGUUUCAGAUGGAAUGCCUUCCACCGACCUCGACAUGCAUUUUGAGCUUACUGAUAUAGAAAGCAAGAGGCUUGCCAAAAGUUCAGCAAGAAAGGCUAAUCAUUAUCCUACUAGAUGUUCCAUGCAAUGUGGAAAACAUAUGAUAUACUUUGUGAAUGCAGCUGUUGGGGUUUGUUUCUUGGCUGUCUGUAAAGGAACCUAUCCAGCUGUUUUGGUUUUCUGUUUCCUUGAAGAACUUCAGCGAAAGUUUGUGAUGACAUUUCAAAGUCAAGACUUUCAAAGUCAAGACGUUCAAAAAGCAAAGAGACCAUAUUCAUUCAUAGAAUUUGUUGAGCGAUAUUCACUAAUUGAUAAGGAUUUUGUGAGUUGCAGUGCAUAA
Molecule: messenger RNA, 405 nt
Organism: Stylophora pistillata
Lineage: Eukaryota; Metazoa; Cnidaria; Anthozoa; Scleractinia; Pocilloporidae
Product: vesicle-trafficking protein SEC22a-like
Biological process (GO): retrograde vesicle-mediated transport, Golgi to endoplasmic reticulum; endoplasmic reticulum to Golgi vesicle-mediated transport
Molecular function (GO): SNAP receptor activity
Source: RefSeq, a predicted model, not a curated record